UGCGGCGCCGCGAGCCGAACGGCCGUUCAGUCUCGAGCCUCGCGUCGGUCGUAACGGACUUCUCCUCCGCGGCGCACUCUUCCUCCACGCUUAACCGGGCCUCAUGGAGAUCGGAGGACCCAGUAAGUGCAAAAGUGCAGUGUCAAAAUAAGGGGACCGAGUGAGAAACGACACGUAAGCGACCGAGGAUGGACGAGAAGCACGCGCUCGCAACGCGAACUGCAACGGCACGAUCGAGAUAGUGAACGCUCCGAUACUCCCGUAUACUCCCAUACACACUUAUUUAUUAAACAGAUCGCUCCGCGAAUACUUAAAUAUCGUUAAAAAAACGACAUUGCGACAGCGUGAAACGGAUGUUUCCGCGCGAUCGAGAUCGGGCUCGAGAUUGAGACAACUCCGAAACUCCGAACGGCCAUCGAGGGAGGGCGUCGAUCGCGCGCGAAAAAGGUGUCCGUUUGAAAAAGUUGCGCGCAUGCGUGCGCGUCAUUCGCGGCAAUUCGGUUAAAUUGGCAGAGGGGAGAGGUGCGUUUCGAUGCUCGCCUCGUCUCGCGAUCGGUUCGAACCGCGCGUGAUCUCGUACGAAAGGUGAUCAGUCGAGAGUUACGCGAGUGCGUUUCGAAACGAUCAUCGAUCAGGGGAAGUUGAUCCAUCCUGCGUGGAGACGCGGACAUCGCGAAAUUCUGGAGCAAGAGAGAGAGAGAAAGAGAAAAGAAAGGGAAACGGAAGGAAGGAUAUAGCAAUUCGUCUGUGAUGUCGACGUGCACGAGGUGGAUUUUGUGGCCGGCGAGGACGCGCUUUCGACACUUUGCGAAACCACCGACGAUCUACCGUAGCUGAGAUUAUUAAAUAAUCGACCAAUCGGGCCAAUUGAUCACGUUAUCGAGGAACUUCUUCCCUACUUCUGCUUCUGGUGUGAUUCGCGACACUUUCACGAAUUCAUUUUCGCUCACAUUCGUUCCCUCGAGUUGGCGAACGCGUAACGAAAGGAGAAGAAUUUUCGCCGCACGGUGUCAUCACGCCGAGCCCGAGUAACCGGGAAUUAUUUUUGGAGACUUUGAAAAGAAGCAAUAGCCAUGGACUGGAGGGGGAUCGCGCUGGCUUUUCUGGUGAUCACAAUAACGAGGCACAGCAGCAGCAGCGGCACACACGCAGCCCAAAUACCUCAGAAUCCGCCAACAUCGACCGCGGCGAUAGCGAACACCGUGCAGAUCGAGUGUGCGAGCGAGUCGAUCAUCGUUCGCAUCUCCACGGAGGGCAACACGGACUUCUACGGUCUGGUCUACCCGCGUGGGCUGUCGAAGAACAGCUCCUGCCUGCAGGAGUACAGGAGUCAGCCCACUCCGAUCACCUACAAUCUGCCACUCAGGUCCUGCAACACUAUGCCCACUGAGCUGGAGGACGGUGGUAUCGAAUACUUCAACACCAUAGUAGUGCAGCCGCACCUGAAGCUGGUCACGAACCAGGGCAGAGGCUUUCACGUGAGAUGCAGAUACCAGACGCGCGACAAAGUCGUAACGAACGAUCAGACCCACGUGUCCAUGCUGCCAUAUCUACCAUUGCAGGCGACCGCGCCGAUGCCGGGAUGCACGAUGAAGAUCUUUAGCGGCGAUCCAACGCAGCAUCACGUGGCGGAGAACGUGAAGAUCGGUGAUCCCUUGACCCUGGUCAUUAGCAUUGACAAGCAGGAGAUGUUCGGCUUAAAGAUCUCCGAUUGUCUGGUGCGCGACGGUCUCGGCUGGGGCGAACAACGGCUCAUAAAUGACGAGGGUUGCCCAAUUGACGGCGAGAUCAUGGGACAAUUCACGUACAACGAGGACAAGACGGAGGCCAGGGUGAACUUCCAGGCGCACAAGUUUCCGUACACGGCGAGCGUGUAUUAUCAGUGCAACGUCAGGCUGUGCAUCAAGCAUGGCGGAGGAUGUAGCAAUACGCCACCGUUGUGCAACUCGAUAGCCAGACGACGUCGAGAUGCUGCAAAUGAUGAGGAGGUGAAGGGUGUCGAAGGCCUGGACGGUACGCCGGCCACGAUUGAGGUCUACAGCGGUCUCUACGUCAACGAGGCCUCAGACGUCGGUCCCAAAUCGGACUUCUCCGAUGAUGUCUUGAGAGAAAGAGCCAUCGACGAUCCGAAUACCAUUUGCAUAUCGCAAAGGAGCUUCGCCAUCGGGAUCGCCAUCGCCGGCCUGAUACUGAUGCUGGCGGUAGUGGCCGCCAUUCUGGUGCUGCUCGCCAAGAGACGGCACAAGAGCGUCUCCACGACGGGAUCGUCCAUUUACAGUGGACCGUACACAAACACCGCCUACAGCCACAGCAGCUAAACUCCGUCCCGUUCGACGCGAGAUCGGUGCACUCUUCCCCCGAUCUGAUCUGAAAAUCCGUACUCCGCGAUUUCUUGCGGAGGUCUCGCGCGUGCGAGAUCUCGAUGAGGAUCUACUCGGGUGGACUUCCCCGAUCAACAUGGAAAUUAAUUAGACUAGUUGCUUCUGACACGAAGUCGAUUCAAUACGGCGAUCGAAGCCGCCGCGAGACGCAGCGAGGCGAAACAAACGACACGCGAAUCUCUUGCUCAACUGCCGACGCUACUGCCUGUUGUACUUGUUAAUCCGAUUGUUUCGCAUGAUGUCCUCAGUUAGCAAUGGCGGUGCGUCGAGGUACCUACGAGGAACUUACGAUGCUCGAUUUCCGGGUACCAAGUUUUACGAUAGUUUCGAUAAAACGGAAUUUUUAACGAAACAUUCGUAUUCAGCUUGAACUUUGGUGCAAUAUCCAAAUAAAAAUUCGAAUGUCUUAUAAUAAACGUUAGAAAUUUACGUGUAUUUUUAUGCAAGGAAGAAAAAGAUAUAUUUUGUAUACAUCGGUGCUUGUCGCGCACGAAUAAAUUAUUGAGAUCUAUUUGAAAAUGCAAUUUCUCGAUUUCUGGAAUGAAUUAUUAGCCAACAUUGCUAUUUAAAUUACAUCAUGCUGGAAACGAAGAGAAAUCACGUUUGAUACAAUGAUGCGUUCCGCCGGCGUCCGUCCGUAACGUCGUAACGAGCUAUAUAUACUUUAGCUCUUACGAUUAAUUCCGAUCGUGAACGUCUAACGAAUCGACAUGGCUGAUUCCGUCGAGAAUUUUCCGUCACUCUCUAAUAUAUAAAUAUAAAUAAAUAUAUAUAUAUAUAUAUAUAAAUAUAAUAUACAUAAUCUACGUAAUAUACUAUAUUGUACACUAGUCCGGUAUACGCUGUCCUAAUACAUACCUAUCACACUAAACAUAUGCAGACACACACAUGCGAAAGUACCGUCCCAUACUCGUGAUCUUCUCAAUAAUUUAAUGCAAUCGCGUCCGCGUGAACUCUCACUCUAGCUAGCUCUAAGUUUAGGUCAACACGUCACAUAGGCGCGCGUGAACUCUGAAAUAACUCAAUCAAAUACUGCAGCGAUUAAUUUAGCGAAUCGCUACCCCUCCAGCUUCUCCGCAUGCAAUCGUGGAUUCUGGCGCUCAUCAUAUCUGAUGUUUGUACGUUUUCUGUGAAGUUACGUGUGAAUGGACGAUCGCCGUCGUGGAGAUGCGAAUAGUUUAUCAUCUUAUCACAGCGAGUUGGUAGAAGCAGGCUGAUUGAAAUUUGACAUAAAAUUAUAAAUUUAUUCCGACAUCUACAACGACGCGAUACUCGAAUGAAUGCAAUGCGAGCGCUUAGUUCGGAGUGUAUGAUCAGAUUGUAAUCCUUUAUAACGCUUAAACGUUAAUAUUAAUUAGUUUAAUCGAAAUGAGGUGCUGCUCCAAUGUCGAUAUUCUGAAGCAUUCGAGAAUGAUGAUACGAGGAACAGUUUCUAGUAAUAGCCGUACAUUUUCGACGAUUCUGAUUCAGAUCGGACUUAAUUAGCGUGAAAUUGAAAACACUUAGGAUAUCGACAUCGUAUCACCUUGGAGCGUUUAGAUCUUAACUCUGACAGAGACAAGGAAACACUACUGCCAACGCAGUCGCGUAACUGGGUUCAACGUGGUGGUGGGUACAUGAACGUAAAAUUUUACACUUAGGGAAAAAUCAACCCGCGUUAAAAAACGUUAACUCGCUAACUCGUCGUGCACUGGAACGUUAAACCGCGCCGUGUGCAGAAGCGGGGUGUCGCGAUGUAGUAAUUCUUUAAAGAUGAUAAUGUGUGCGACAGUUGCUCCGAAUGGAUCCUGGCGUGUCGAAUGAUAACGCAAACGCUGACGCUUAUGAACGCCAUCGCGCUGGUCUCAAAGGCAGAUGCAAAAUCUUUAUUAACUAAUCGUCACAGAAAAGCUGUUUUAUAUAUGCGCGAAUGUUGCGUUCUUUCAGAAUUUAAAAUAGAUGAUUUCAAAAUGUAAUGAUAAUUUGAAAAGUAUCUGUCUUCUGGAUUUUAACGAAUGCAAAUAUGUUUCCUGUCUUUAUUCUGCUGAGAUUUUUAGCGGCAUCUCGCUAUAUGGCGAACUGAUGGCGUUCGGUCCUCUUAGUGCUAUUCCUCGAAAAGUGCAAUAACUUCGAGAUGUCCCGGGAAUCCGCGGAGCCUCUGUCGAGAAUCGGAACUCGCCCGGCGAGUGGAUCGCACGAGAUCCCUUGCUGUGCUGUGGCAUUGGUUCAUAGUGAUCAUUGGGGACGAAAAUGUCUGUAUAGUCUUCUUUUUCCUCGUUAAGGUAACGCGAGUCUCGAUGUUCCCGCAAUGUUCCUCUGGACCCUUGUCAAAAGAAUCUACAACGAAUCUGUGUAAAUAAUGAAAACUUAAUAAAACUAGUUAAAAAAUA
Messenger RNA from Ooceraea biroi (clonal raider ant), 4750 nucleotides. RefSeq names its product zona pellucida domain-containing protein piopio (gene pio). The record is from RefSeq and is a predicted model, not a curated record. Lineage: Eukaryota; Metazoa; Arthropoda; Insecta; Hymenoptera; Formicidae.